UCCCCCCCUCGUCGCGCAGCCGGACCACAGCGCUGCGGAGCGGGCAGCAGACGUGUCCUGCGCCGGGGACCACACGCACUGGAAAACGAUCGAAAGAAAAGCGGACGCUGGGAUAUUAGCACCUUUGUGUCGUCGGGAUCCCGGUGGGAACUCUUCUGACUGGAUCUACUGCGAUGAAAUAGCGUCGCGAGGAGUGCCACGUCCGCGGCGGGAGAGCGAAGAGAGCCGGAGGACCAGCGAGGAAGGAUUGUCGAUACAAACGCAAAUAACCAAGCAUCUUCAUCAUAUGAAGAACAGACAAAGAUAAGAAGGUUGGCCGUCAUCAUGUUGUCCUGAUCUGACCGGCCUCCUCUGCUUCAAGACUACGUUUCCCAUGGAGCCGUGCGCCGACACACACGAUGUUCAACCAUGGAGCCACCAGUCAGGGUUCUGGACCCAAAGAGCCAGUGAGACAGAAGAGGACCUGAUAUUGUGAUAACACCCUCCAGUACCUGGACCCCAUCCUCCUCCUCCUCCUCCUCCUCCUCUUCCUCCUCCUCCUCCUCCCUCCUGCCCGUCCUCCAGCUGAGGCCUCACCUGUUGGAUCAGAGUUUUAUCCUCUCAGUCCAGCACACGGAGCAGCUGAUCAGACGGGAGCCAAUCACAGAGCAAGGAGCAGUCGGGGGGCCCAGGUUCCGGUCCGGUCCGGUCCCGGUCUCAGUCCACGUCCUGCUGCAGGAUGGCAGGUCUGUCGUUCUGUUUGGCUGCGGUGGCCGCCGCUCUCCUGCUGACCCUCAGAGCUGACGCUGCAGGUCAGAACCCGGACCACGUGCUGCAGGGGACCGGGGUGAAACCAGAGGCCCGGCGGCCCGGCGAGGACUCCACCAUCGCGCCCGAGGACGCCGCUCGGUUCCUCAGCUGCUACUGCUCCGGACACUGUCCCGAGGACGCCACGAACAACACCUGCCAGACGAACGGUCAGUGUUUCGCCAUCAUCGAGGAGGAUGAGCACGGGGAUUCCAUCCUCACCUCGGGCUGCAUGAAGUAUGAAGGCUCACACUUCCAGUGCAAGGACUCCCCCAAAGCCCAGACAAGGAGGACGAUCGAGUGCUGCAACACCGACUUGUGCAACCGAGACCUGCAGCCCACGCUGCCCCCGCAGGCCCCCUCCGAGGGAAGCCCCCAUUGGCUAGCCUUCCUCAUCUCCAUGACGGUCUGCUGCUGCACGCUGAUCUGUGUCACCGUGGUGUGUUACUACAGGUACAAGUGGCAGACGGAGCCUCAGCGGUAUCACAAGGAUCUGGAGCAGGAAGUCUUCAUCCCCGUGGGCGAGUCGCUCAAAGACCUCAUCCACCAAUCACAGAGCUCCGGCAGCGGCUCCGGGCUCCCCCUGCUGGUGCAGCGGACCAUCGCCAAGCAGAUCCAGAUGGUGCGUCAGAUCGGUAAGGGGCGUUACGGCGAGGUGUGGCUGGGCCGCUGGCGAGGAGAGAAGGUGGCCGUCAAAGUCUUCUUCACCCGCGAGGAAGCCAGCUGGUUCCGAGAGACGGAGAUCUACCAGACGGUCCUGAUGCGACACGAAAACAUCCUCGGCUUCAUCGCAGCCGACAUCAAGGGCACGGGCGCCUUCACGCAGCUCUUCCUCAUCACCGACUUCCACGAGAGCGGCUCGCUGUGCGACUACCUGAAGCUGAGCACGCUGGACACGCAGACGCUGCUGCGCCUGGCGUACUCGGCCGCCUGCGGCCUCUGCCACCUGCACACGGAGAUCUACGGCACGCAGGGCAAACCGGCCAUCGCCCACCGGGACCUGAAGAGCAAGAACAUCCUGAUGAAGAAGAACGGCACCUGCUGCAUCGCCGACCUCGGCCUCGCCGUCAAGUUCAACAGCGACACCAACGAGGUGGACGUCCCGCUGAGCACCCGGGUUGGGACGCGGCGCUACAUGGCCCCCGAGGUCCUGGACGACAGCCUCAACAAGAACCACUUCCAGGCGUACAUCAUGGCCGACAUGUACAGCUACGGCCUGGUCAUCUGGGAGAUGGCCCGUCGCUGCGUCACCGGAGGGAUGGUGGAGGACUACCAGCUGCCGUACUACGACACGGUGCCCUCUGACCCCUCGUACGAAGACAUGCUGGAGGUCGUGUGUGUCAAAGGUCUUCGACCGACGGUGUCGAACCGCUGGAACGGCGACGAGUGUCUCCGGGCGAUGCUGAAGCUGAUGUCAGAGUGUUGGGCUCAUAACCCCGCCUCCCGACUCACCAUCCUGCGAGUCAAGAAGACGCUCGCCAAGAUGGUGGAGUCCCAGGACAUCAAGAUCUGACCUUCCUCCUCAUCGUCAUCCUCAUCAUCGUCCUGGUCUGCUGGAUCCACCUGAACUCACACGACCUGACCUGGACCUGAUCAGACCGGAUCAGACCUGGACCGGAUCAGACCCCGGUCUCGCCUUUCAUCAGGAGGAGGAAGAGGAGGAGAUUAAAUGAAUGAAUGAAUAAAGGACCCGUCUCAGGGCUGAACUAUGCUCUUCCUCAUCCUCCUCUUCCUCCUCCUGCUUCAGUCCGUCAGCUGGAAACAAACCUGGAGUCCUUCCUCCUCCUCCUCUUCCUCGUUCUGUGCAGCCGGUUUGACGCUUUCUGUGAAAGCCAAAAGAGACGAUUUAAUAAUUUUGCUGGCGACUCUUUGUUGGGGGCGGAACUCUUCAUGCUCGUGAAUGAAAAGAUGUUGUUUUUUCAGGACCCGCCUCCUCCAGCCUUCCUCCUCCUCUUCGGCCCGUUGUUUUUGAUUUCCUCUUCAGGACUGAGUUCUCCUGCCAUAUUGAAAUAUAUCUCCACUCUGACAGUAGAGUUAAAUAUACAGACAGAAAUAAUAAGGUACUAUUAUUAUAUAAUGUGUGUAAAUAGAUGUAAUAAGAUGUAAUGAGAUGCGGCGCCUCCUCCUCCGACACUGAGCUGCAGUGUGUCGACGUCCGGCCGCUAACGGGACGAGAAGGAGUCGCCGAGGAGACGUCCACCGUCCUGUCUGUCUGUCUGUCUAUCUGUCUGUCUGUCUGUCUGUCUCUAUCUCUCUCCUGUCUGUUUGUCUGUCAGCAUCCUGUCUGUCUACCGUCCUGUCUGUCUGUAGAUUGUUGUCAGACAGUUGUAAAGUUGCUGCUCUGAGUUAAAUCCUCGGUGGUUGAAGCCAAAAUGAUCCCAGAGUCGAAACCUGUUUUUGUAUCGUAGAGGAAGAAAAGUAAAACCAGGAAACUGAUGAAAGGUUGGAUUGAUGAUCUAAAGAAAAUGUUUUCGUAGAUCCCAGUUAUCAAAAUUGAAUCACCGAUUUUUUUUUUCUCGACUCUUUUGUCUCUGAAGAAGAUAAAGAGACCAAAUUGAAUGUGAAUUUAUGGUUGAAUAUUUUACUAUUUUUUUAUAUAUUUUGAUCCCAAGUAUUUUUUUGCAAACACCUUUUGUUAUUUGAAAGUCCGUAAUUUGCGUCCUGGGGUACAAGUAAAAGUACAACAGUGUAAAUUUUCUCGAUUACAGAUAAAUGAUCAUUUAAAGCGAAGAAAAUUUUAUGAUUCUUUUGAACAAAUGUUGAACGUUUUGUGCCUCAAACUAAAGUGGAAGUUUCAGAAAACUGAAACACUCAGGUUGGUGAGUUAAUGUUCAUCUCACCUCAUUUAAUUAAGAGUAAGAAACCUAGAAUUUCCCAAUUCUUCCUGAAGCUUCACUUUGGCUCCUCCCACCGAGGUUCAACUUGUUCAGUCAGAUUAUUAUUAAAAUAAACUUCCUUCAUUUACUACAAAAAAAUGUAAUCCAGCUUCUUCAAAAUAAAGCAGGAAAAAGUUUCUUCCUUCUUUCCAGAAAAAACCUGGUCAUUGAGAAGAGAUUGAACUAAAGUGUCCAGAAAGAGAAGUUAACCGUUCGCACAGUAGUAAUAUUUAAGAGCAGUAACUUUAGUGUUUUUCUGUGUAUUGAAUAUGAAAGAAAAGCCCCAGUAUAUAGAAUAAUCUCUAAUAUGUAAAAAUCUUUCAUGUUUUGUUUUGUACAGCAUCUUGUUCGGUGCCUUAUGAGUUUACCAAGGAAAAUGAAAAACUCUGUAUUCAGUCUGUCCAAUGUAACAAUUUUUAAGUAAAUAACCUUAUUUUAGUAAACAAA
Molecule: messenger RNA, 4109 nt
Organism: Scophthalmus maximus (turbot)
Lineage: Eukaryota; Metazoa; Chordata; Actinopteri; Pleuronectiformes; Scophthalmidae
Product: bone morphogenetic protein receptor type-1A
Exons: 14
Coding region: 719-2299 (526 amino acids)
Biological process (GO): BMP signaling pathway; protein phosphorylation; cellular response to growth factor stimulus
Cellular component (GO): plasma membrane; signaling receptor complex
Molecular function (GO): transforming growth factor beta receptor activity, type I; ATP binding; SMAD binding
Source: RefSeq, a predicted model, not a curated record